Messenger RNA from Hydra vulgaris (swiftwater hydra), 1213 nucleotides. RefSeq names its product sterile alpha motif domain-containing protein 3-like. NCBI's taxonomy places the organism in Eukaryota, Metazoa, Cnidaria, Hydrozoa, Anthoathecata, Hydridae. The record is from RefSeq and is a predicted model, not a curated record.
UAAACGGUUUUUUAAAAAAACUUUUAUUAUUUGGGUUAAGUCGUGUGAGUUAAAUUUGUUGCCUUUUUACUGCUACGUUUGUUAAAUUUAUAUUGAUAAAUAAAGGAAAUUUCAUUUCAGUCAAGGAAAAGUAAGGAAAAAUUAAAUCAAAAAUUGUCUGGCCACCCUGAUAUAAUAAAUAAACAUGUAAUUGUAGAUAAUUGUAAAUAAUAUUGCAUAAAAUAUGUAAACAUACCUUGUAUGUUUAUAUACUUUAUAUAAUAAUAUUGUUAAUGAUUUAUUUAGAUAUAAUAUUAAUAGCAUUUUUUAACAUUUAUUAAAGAUAAAUUUGAAUGGCAGAUUAUAUGAACUGGAAUGUAGAGGAUGUUUGUGCAUACUUAGAAUUAAAAGGACUCCCAGAACUUAGACAAAAAGUUAUUGAGGAAGAAAUGGAUGGGAAUGUUUUGGUGUCGUUGACAGAGUCGAUGGUGUCACGCUUAUGCCAGACAAUGGGUAGACAAGUCAUGUUACUGGAAAUUAUCAAGAAUCUUUUAACUCCACCACAAGCAAUCAAUAAUUUUAAUAAUUUAGAACAUGUUGCAAAUGUUUCACAAACACUGGCACAUUGUGAAGAUGUUGAUAACGUUGAGCCAUUAAACAGAACAAAAAAACCAUGGUCAGUGCAAUAUCAACUUCCUAUUUUUCCUCCAUUAGUAAAAGCAGCACUAGAUGCCAACGAUGGUUGCUUUCUUCAAUAUCAAAGAAAAAAUUGUAGAAACCACCUUUUGCAAUGUCUAUAUGAUGAUAUUAGCAAAUACACUAUGUAUCCCUCAAGUACACAAUAUUCAGAUGUUAUUGCUGCUCUUUGCUCUAAAUAUCCUUAUUUAAAUGACUUUCCAUCUACAAGUAGUUCUUCAGUACACAGAUUUGGAAUCUAUCCAAUACUAAUUGAAAAUUUAAAAAAUAAAUUAAAGAAAGAGUGACUCCCUUUAGUUCAAUUAGACAUUGUUGCUGAACACAAAAGAAAAUUUGGGCAACAAGGUAGAGGGCGCAAAAGAAAGGAUUUUGGUGAUGAUCAAUCAUGUGCCAGAAAAAUAAGAGACUUGGUAAUACUAAUAUUUGUAUAUUGCAUAUAUUUACAUUGCUAUAUAAUUACAUAUAUUUAUAUUGCUAUUUUGAAUACAACUUGUUUGUUAUAAACAAUAAAAAAUAAAUUUAAUUAAUCAGAAAAGUG